UUCACACUAGGCAAAAUAAUUUUUCAGUAAGCAAAAAUAUGUAAUAAAUUGAAAUGACAUGAUUACUUUAGAGUUUGCUGAGAAGAGUUACAAAAUUUUAUAGAAAAAAAUGUAACCGUCUAUAAAUAGUAGUAGUAGAGAGUUAGAACACAGCACCACUACACCUCCAUAUUUUCUCUGUAUACAAACAUUUUUAGCUUCCAUUUUCCACAAAAACACCAUGGACAACAACAACAACACUCACCAAUCUCCAGCUGAAGCUUGGGCCGCUGCUGCAGCUGCGGCUGCAGCAGCUCAGUCAGCCGCAUAUCCACCGCAGAGACCCCACGACCGUGUCCUUCAACAACAGCUGCAAAUGUUCUGGAAUUACCAACGUCAAGAAAUCGAACAAGCUACCGAUUUCAAAAACCACCAGCUUCCCCUCGCUCGUAUUAAAAAGAUAAUGAAAGCUGAUGAAGAUGUUCGUAUGAUUUCAGCUGAAACUCCGGUUCUUUUUGCUAAAGCCUGUGAGAUUUUUAUUCAAGAACUCACUCUUCGUUCAUGGCUUCACGCUGAGGAGAAUAAGCGUAGAACGUUGCAGCAGAAUGAUAUCGCUGCCGCGAUCAGUCGUACUGAUACUUUUGAUUUCCUUGUUGACAUUAUCCCGAGGGACGAAGUUAAGGAUGAGGGAGUUGGGCUUGGGCUAGCGCCGGGUGGUGUGCCGUAUUAUUACCCUCCGUUGGGCCAGCCGGCUCCGGGUGGGGUAAUACUUGGUAGGCCUGCUGUUCCUGCUGGUGCUGUUCCUGGUGUUGUCCCUGGUGCUGUUCCUGAUGUUGUCCCUGGUUCUGUUCCAGGUGCUGAUCCGUCAAUGUAUGUGCCUCAUCUGCCGUUCCAGGUAUGGCAAUCUAUGUGGCAGACAUCAGAGGAUCAUUCGUAUCCUAGUGGAGGUGGAAGUAGCAGUGGACAGGCUACCGAUGACGGCCAAAUUUAAGAGAUCUUGUUCGCUGCUGGUUUGGAGGCUUUUACAGCAGAAGUGAAACUAGAAGUUAUGGAAGGGAAUGUAAUUUCUUUUUCAAUUGUAAUUCCACCUUGUUGCUACUAUCUAUGUACUGAUUUAACGACUUGAAUCUGUGUCUAAAUAAAACUCGAGUCUUUUGUGUAAUCCUGGAUUUCACUUGAUAAAAU
Molecule: messenger RNA, 1164 nt
Organism: Capsicum annuum
Lineage: Eukaryota; Viridiplantae; Streptophyta; Magnoliopsida; Solanales; Solanaceae
Product: nuclear transcription factor Y subunit C-1
Exons: 2
Coding region: 221-970 (249 amino acids)
Biological process (GO): regulation of DNA-templated transcription
Cellular component (GO): nucleus
Molecular function (GO): protein heterodimerization activity; DNA-binding transcription activator activity, RNA polymerase II-specific; DNA binding
Source: RefSeq, a predicted model, not a curated record